UCUAUGGCUUUCUGUAUUAGACCAGAUUACUCAUGGGUGCUGAAGAACUUAUCCAUGGGAAUGUACAGUAUUUGCAGCUUGCGUUUUCAGAUGUCUUGGUCUAUUCUCAUAGGUGCUGGAAGAACUUAUCCAUGGGAAUGCGCAGUAGAUUCUCAUACGUUAUCCAUGGGAAUGCGCAGUAGCUUCUCAGACAGGAUCAGACAGGAUCAAGGCCUUUUCUUUGAUAAGGGAGCCUCUUGUGGUGUUAGGAUCAAGGCCUUCUCUUUGAUAAGGGAGCCUAUUGAUGUGUUUCCUGUAACUUGGAGCAUUGCAUCAAUGGGUGUUGGCACUUCCUGUAACUAG
Messenger RNA from Rodentolepis nana, 342 nucleotides. The record is from the annotation of a GenBank genome assembly. Lineage: Eukaryota; Metazoa; Platyhelminthes; Cestoda; Cyclophyllidea; Hymenolepididae.